This is a messenger RNA of Staurois parvus, 1284 nucleotides long. Lineage: Eukaryota; Metazoa; Chordata; Amphibia; Anura; Ranidae. The record is from the annotation of a GenBank genome assembly.
AUGUGGAAGCCCUUUAUUUUCCUGUGUUCAGUGGUGUUACGCGUUCUUGGUGCUAGCAUCGACCAUUACCAACCCGAACAGGUUCACCUGUCCUACACUGGCCAGCCAGCAUCUAUAACAGUGACCUGGACGACCUUCAGUUGGACUCCAUCUAUGGUAGAGUUCAGUCCUCUUCCAGGACCACCUUUAUUUAACCUCACAGCUUAUGGUGAGACAACCUUAUUCGUGGAUGGAGGACCGAUGAAGCGGAAAAUGUAUAUCCAUCGGGUUACCCUGAAGAACCUGAUUCCUAGCCAGAGAUAUGUUUACCACUGUGGCAGUUCACUUGGCUGGAGCCCUCAGUUUUAUUUCCGGGCCCUUCGUAAUGACCCAUCAUGGGGCCCACACUUGGCUGUGUUUGGAGAUAUGGGGAAUGAGAAUGCGAAGUCACUAUCUCGGCUCCAGAAGGAAACCCAGAUGGACAUGUAUGACGCCAUACUCCAUGUGGGCGAUUUUGCAUAUGAUAUGGAUAAGGAUAAUGCUCAGGUGGGUGACGAGUUUAUGCGCCAGAUUGAGUCAGUGGCUGCCUAUGUUCCCUAUAUGACCUGUCCUGGAAACCAUGAAGAGGCCUACAACUUUUCCAAUUAUCGCAUGCGGUUCACCAUGCCAGGAGACACAGAGGGCCUGUGGUACAGCUGGGAUCUUGGACCUGCUCAUAUUAUCUCGUUCUCUACAGAGGUUUAUUUCUACCUGAAAUAUGGCGAAGAAUUGGUGGCAAAGCAGUUUAACUGGCUACAAAGGGAUCUUCAGGCCACCAGCAAGGCUCGUCGUUCUGAGCGCCCAUGGAUCAUAACAAUGGCUCACCGUCCUAUGUAUUGCACCAAUUUUAACAGUGAUGACUGUGCCCAAGUUAACAGCACGACACGUACUGGGCUACCAGGAGGCCAGUAUGCACUGGAGGAUUUGUUCUAUAAAUAUGGGGUGGAUCUGGAAAUCUGGGCACAUGAACAUUCCUUUGAGAGGCUCUGGCCUGUGUAUAACCGCAGGGUGUAUAAUGGAUCCAUUGAUGCCCCAUACACCAAUCCCCGGGCUCCUGUCCACAUAACCACAGGAUCUGCUGGCUGUAAUGAGAGGCUUGAUCCAUUCUUUCCUCUACACCGGGAGUGGAGUGCAGUAAGGAUUGAAGAUUAUGGCUAUACUCGGAUCCACGUUGCCAAUAAGACUCACAUACACAUUCAACAAGUGUCCGAUGAUCAGGAUGGAGAGAUCGUGGAUGAUAUAUGGCUGAUUAAAGACAAGAGCUAA